CUCCUUCCCUGAGGUCUGAUCAAAGGAGGCUGGCGGGCUGCGAUAAGGCUUUAAGAGCAGGGGCCGCCUUCAGACGAGCGGGACACAACCCCAGGGCCUCCCAGCAGCUGCUGCAAGAGAAGAUCGGUGCAAAACAAACCGAAGGUGCACCGGGUGAUGGAGAUGAGGCCCCUGGCCCUCGCUGUGACUUACCUGUGGGCGCAGACCUGGCUGAGCCCCCCCCAGGUGCGGUGCCAGGCUCCCAGGCAGCUGGGGAUGGCACCCGACUCCUUCGAUGACCAGUACAUCGGGUGCACGGAGGAAAUGGAGGCGGCUGCUCCGCGGCUGCUGCAGGAGGAAAGAGCCAGACAUGCGCUGCUGGACGGGAUGUGGACGAACCUGUCGGCUGUCUGGGCCGAGAAGAAAAAAGGGCUGCAUCUGCCUGCGGGCUUUCGGGACGUGCAUGGCAUCGCCCUCCUGGUCUACACGGACUCCGUCCAGCCGCUUUACCGGGAUCUGAAUACAGCAGUGCGAGAGGCGGGGGUGUCCCGAGACACCUACCUGCGCACCUUCCCCUUCAAGGCCCUGCACUAUUACCUGAGCAGAGCCUUGCAGCUGCUGCGGGAGGACUGCGGGCGCAUGUACCGCAACCAGCUCUACCGGGGAGGUGGCUCCCGGCACGUCGAGGUCCAGGGGAAAGGCCCGGUCCGGUUUGGACAGUUCACCUCCUCGUCCCUGGAUGCCUCCGUCUCGCAGGGCUACAAGAGCGCCACGUUCUUCAUGCUGCGCUCCUGCUUCGGGGCCCACAUCGAGAACUUUUCCUUCUUGGGCUUUGAGAAGGAGGUGCUGAUCCCUCCCGGCGAGGUGUUCGCCGUGUCCAACGUCACCCGGCAGGGAAACAGCAGCGUCAUUGUGCUGCACAGCACCAACCGCACCUGCAGCCACUUCAACUGCGCCUACCUGGGCGGAGAGAAGAACCACGUCUGCGUGGAGAACUCUGCCGCCCGUGAAGGUGGAUGGCACAGACGGGCACCCCACCGCGCCCGAAGAACCAGAGCCACCGUCCCCUGGGCCUCAAAGGAGUGGAGGACGGUGCUUGGGCAUGGCCAGCCAGUGAAGCUCAUCCCUGGGGAGGAAGAGAUGAUUCUCCCCACGCGCAGACCAGCAACGUAACCGUGGGGCUCAGACCCCAGCUGGACCAUGGGGCACGGGCACCGCUUCUCUGAUAAAGAUGCCUUGUGCCCCAGCCAGGCCAUGCAGGGCUGCAAUGCCCCAUGCGCAGAAACUGGCCUCACCUUGCUGCCUCGGGCUGCGGUAGCAAUGGGCACUGUCGACCAAAGCAUGAUGCUGUCACCCACGGUGGGUUAAUAAAGCCAUUUGGAGGCCCU
Alligator sinensis (Chinese alligator) is the source of this 1367-nucleotide messenger RNA. Its product is annotated as ecto-ADP-ribosyltransferase 5-like. The transcript is spliced from 5 exons. Bases 157 to 1152 code for a protein of 331 amino acids. Lineage: Eukaryota; Metazoa; Chordata; Crocodylia; Alligatoridae. Gene Ontology annotation, molecular function: NAD+-protein-arginine ADP-ribosyltransferase activity; NAD+ poly-ADP-ribosyltransferase activity. The record is from RefSeq and is a predicted model, not a curated record.